Aspergillus thermomutatus is the source of this 1353-nucleotide messenger RNA. RefSeq names its product sugar porter family MFS transporter. The record is from RefSeq and is a predicted model, not a curated record. The transcript is spliced from 3 exons. Bases 1 to 1353 code for a protein of 450 amino acids. Gene Ontology annotation, biological process: carbohydrate transport; transmembrane transport. Gene Ontology annotation, cellular component: membrane. Lineage: Eukaryota; Fungi; Ascomycota; Eurotiomycetes; Eurotiales; Aspergillaceae. Gene Ontology annotation, molecular function: carbohydrate:proton symporter activity.
AUGCAGGGCAACAUCACCGCGCUGUAUGACAUCGGCUGCGUAGUGGGCUCGAUAGUCUGCUACUUCAUCGGGGAGCGGUUCGGACGACGCACGAUGCUCAUGACCGGUGGUGCGAUCAUGGUGAUCGGGACGGUGAUCCUCGGCUCGUCGUAUACGAUUGCGCAGCUUAUCGCCGGACGGAUCAUCACGGGGAUCGGGAACGGGAUGAACUCGUCGACGGCGCCGGUGUACCAGAGUGAAUGCUCGCCUGCGGGGAUUCGGGGGGCAUUAUUGACCCUGCAGGGGACGGUUACGAUUCUCGGGGUUGUGAUAGCCUAUUGGAUGGAUUACGGGACAAGCUUCACCGACUCCUCGUUCCAAUGGCGCUUCCCCCUCUCCUUCCAGGCCGUCUUCGCCGUCUGCCUCGUCCUCCAGAUCAUCGGCCUCCCCGAGACCCCCCGCUGGCUGGUGCAGCACGACCGGUACGAGGAGGCGCGCGCCGUCAUCGCCGCGAUAGAAGACAAGCCGCUCACCGACGAGACCGUCUCCCGGACCCUCCUCGACAUCCAAACGGGCCUGGAGGAGGAACAGCGCGGCGGGCCCUUCCAAUUCGCCGAGCUCUUCACCUGGGGCGAGGUGCAGAACCUCCGCCGCCUGCUCAUCACCAUCUCCAUCGAGCUGGGCCAGCAGUUCACCGGCUCCAACAUGAUCAACUACUACGCCCCCGUCCUCUUCCAGGAAAACAUGGGCAUGAGCCGCAACCUGGCACUGGUCCUGAGCGGGUGCGCCCAGUGCACGUAUCUGGUCGGCAGCGCCAUCCCCGUCCUCCUGAUGGACCGGUUCGGCCGCCGCACGCUGCUGAUGGUGUGCUCCGCGGGCCUGUGUCUGUGUUUCGCGAUGGUCUCGAUUCUCCUCUCGCUGGACCGCGAGGGCGCGGCGUUCGGUGCCACGGCGUUCAUUUUCAUCUUCCAGCUGUUCUACGGGGUGGGCUGGUUGCCGGUGCCGUGGUUCUAUCCGGCGGAGAUCAAUACCACGCGGGUGCGGACGAAGAUGCAGGCGAUUGCGUCCGGGUGGAACUGGAUGGCUGUUUUUGCGGUGGUGAAGAUUACGCCGAUUGCGUUUGCGAAUAUCGGAUGGAAAACGUUCAUUAUCUUUGCGGCGCUGAAUGCCGUCUUCAUCCCGAUGGUCUACUGCUUCUACCCGGAAACGAAGGGACUGGAGCUGGAGGACAUCCCGCUACUCUUUGCCCAGGGGGGAAUUACAGGCGGUGUCAUGACGUCCAAGGGAGGCCGGACCGUGACACCGGGGCAGCAUGCUCGAGAUGCCCAGGUAGACAGGAAGGUGGAAGUGCAGGAGAUUGAAACUGCAGCUUGA